GAUGUUAUCUAUCCAAGAUAACCGACGUACGGCAAAUUACAGUGAACUUUUUAGACACAGAAGUAAAUAUAAAUAAGAUUUAGCGUGAUCUUUCCAUCGAUACCAAUGCCAAUCCAGUACAGCUGUGUAGUGUGUCGUACUACAGUCCUGUGUAGCUACCAAACAGCUCCCGGACCAUUCGAGAAACUCUUGACGUCCCGUUUGCCGGAAAUUGCCUCCUACAAAAGAGGAAAGAAACCCCUCCAAGCCGGCAGUUAUGUGUACUACACGAUCACGGAAGAUGACAUCACAUUUUUAUGUACAGUCACUGCUGACGUCACAGUGAUGCAGUCCUAUGCCUUCCUCAUUCAGGUUAAGACGCUGUUUUGGCAGGCUGGAUUUGGCUCACGAGACCUUUUGUCUGCCGAACCGCACGAACUUGAUGCGGAGUUUGUGGCAGUACUGGACACACAGAUGGAACUGUACUCGUCUGACACAUUACAGGCGGAAGACGAGGUAAUACCGUCAGACAACGAGUCCACAGGCUCAGUAACGAUGGAAUUAGCUGCUCUUGUAGACAAGUUCCAGGAUAUCGACGUAGACGAUGUACAGAAGGACGAAGCAAACGUGGAAGUAAAGGUCAACCUAAUCAAGAACAAGGUCAUAGAAGGAAGGAUAAAGGAAGUUGGUGCACGUUCACAAAAAACAGAACAACUAGAGUGCUUUGUUGAAAAAAAUUCAAAAGAGAUCCUUGCCUUUCGUGAGAACGCCAAACGUGCCAACUGGUUGUUCCGGAAGAAGAAUAGGCGCAUGAGCAUUCUGCUAUGUAUAAUCAUCUCCCUGGCGGUAGUAGUGGUCACAGUAAUUGCCGUACUACUAGGAAUCGGUAUACUGAGAUAACACGACCAGAAAAAUAAGCCAUCUGCAAGAAAAUAGCGACACCUUGCGAGUCAUGUACGGUGGAUGUCAUCGAAAUCGUUCCCCGGAUCACUAUAGAAUAAGGCAGCACUCUCACGUAAUGAAAACAAACUUCUACCAGAAAUGCAUUGUUUCUAGAUCCAAAUAUCUACUGCCAAUGUUCCUUUGUUUCUUACUACGGAUUUCUCAACAUCACAAUAUGUUUUCUAAUUCAUGAAAGUUAAAAAAGAAAUGUUGAAGAGAAAAUCUGUUUUUAAAUAAAUAUAUAUUUUUUAGAUCAAUAGAUGAUUUUACAAGAAAUGGAAACGAAGAAGUCUUUGAACAAUAUCCCAUGGUUUCUAAUGUUCAAUUCACGAUGGAGAGUAUGUUAAUAGGUCAUAUCCUAAUGGACCUCUGGUGUGAUUUGCCAUUCUAUUGAUUGCCUUUAAUAGUCCAAAUGAGUAGAUAUGAUUAGAUCUAGGACCUGUAUACACGGUACGCUAGAUGAUCGACUAUUACAGAUGACUUGCUUUGCUCAAACCAUGCAUUUGUGUAGAAGAUAAUCCUUAUGGCGACACGACGUUGACAUUGAAGUGUAACCAAAUGCAAAGUAUGUAGAUACUCCCUUGUGUGACGACAUGGACCGAAACACGAAUGCUUUUACCGCAUCCGAUUCUAAGACCUCUUUUUCGUGUUUAUGGAGUAAUUAUUUAUUUGUGCAUAUAUAAUGUGCAACUAAUCAAGCUCGUUCAUUUUUUAACCACGUUUAUACAACUCAUGAUUUAUUACAUGUAGCAUUUACAGAAUAUUUUAUUGGCUAGGAUAUAAAGUUAUCAUAUUUUUUAAGACUUCUACAUUGAUAAAAUAUUACUUAAAUAUGAAUAGUGUUUGUUCUCUGUGCCCUCAAAAUGCUUUUGGAAUAAAAUAUUAGCGAAAAAGUUUAUUUUAAGACAUUGUGAUACCGCAAAUAUCAUGGAAUUUAUAUCAUUAUAUCAAAAAUAUUAUUUUUUGUUGCAUCUUUUUAAAGCGUUUGACUUAAGCACUAAAAAGAACAGGUGGUCAGAAAAGUUAUCUGUGGCGAAGUAACGUUUGACAAGGCUGCUCAACAUUGUUAAUUGGCUUCUCAACGCAAGUUACUUGUUUUCAACUACAAUCUGAUAUUUUUUAAUUAUUAUUUAUCUAUUGUGAUAUACGACAUACUUUGCUCUUUGUGUUAAAACGUAUCUAACACCGUUGCAGUUUAUGGAUGGUCAGUGAGUUGGUAAAAUAAUUUCUUUCGGUCAUAAAAAGAUAUUAAAAUAAAACUGUACAAAACUUGUUGGUUUAAAUACGUUAAUGCAGACCAAAUAAUCAUUUUAGGAUCAAGAUGUAUAUAUAAAUCAGCUGAGUGGUCUCUUCAUAAUGAAACAAAUUCCCUUUGUCAAUAUCUAGUGGUGUGGACGAAUGGGCUCAACAUUACAAUGUUUUGAUUUAAACAUAUUUUAUUUGCAUCUAAAAUAUACAUUGAGAGGAGAGAGAGAAUUUGAUUAAGUAUAUAUAUAUAUAUUUUUUUUUUCUAAAUGUAAACAAUCUUUUUCGAGACCGACGGCAGAAGUUUACACAAUACACAUUUCAAAACUUUCAUCUUGAACUAUUGUCCAUCACAUCCCGUGCCUUGGUUUGCUUCCUCCUUGUCGUUCCAUUCGUUCUUGAAAAUCCGUUUCUCUUCUGCCGUCAGCAUCGAACAAGAUUGAAUACAAGAACAUUUAAUUUUACAAAAAUACAAUCUGAUUUUUAUCAUUACGUUUAUCUAUUUAAAUAAUAAAGAUAAAUAAAAACACAUUAGAGUCUGAAAUAUAUUGCUGGGUGCUUUAAUGUUGUCUUCUAAAGAUAAAUUAUUACUACAAUGUAAUAGUAACUGCAGGUCUAGCGGGAUGAAUUCAUUCAAUUCACGGUACAUUUUUAUUCUUUGGUCUGCAUAAUUAUUACAAACAAAGAAGAAGUGGUAUGAGUCUUCAAUGGGAUGACCGCACUGACAGUGACGAUGGACAAUUAAAUUAGAUUGGAAUAGAUCAUCAUUCAAAGUACUAGAUCUAUUUCUCAGUCUGGCUUGCAAUAUAUUGGAUUUCCGAUUUCCGAUCAAGUAAUAAUUUGGAACUUUUGUCAUGGUUCGAAGAGAUUUUUUAAAGACUGCGUUCGAAACACUAUUUCUAAUUUCAAGAUCUAGUUGGUUCCAAAGUCGAGUCGUAGAUGGGAAAAAUGAUAAGUUGGUUAGUUGUAGUCGAAAAUUUGGUAUGCAGUAAUUAUUUGCGUCACGGAGGUGAUAAUGUGAGUUUUCUGAGACUAAAGGGGGCAGUAAAGAAGUUAGAUAAUCGGGCGUGAGUUUGUUAAUAAUUUUGAAGAAUAGCUGUAGUUUCCUCCUAGAACGUCGAUUUGAUAGUGUUUUUUUUAAUCUAAUCUAAUCUAACAAAAUUGAUUGUGGUUCUAGCCCACUUUCAGAAUAUAAAGAAAUUCUACUAGCAUAAGACGGUAAUCCAGUGAUUAUUCCAA
Molecule: messenger RNA, 3405 nt
Organism: Mizuhopecten yessoensis (Yesso scallop)
Lineage: Eukaryota; Metazoa; Mollusca; Bivalvia; Pectinida; Pectinidae
Exons: 6
Coding region: 106-879 (257 amino acids)
Biological process (GO): vesicle fusion; exocytosis; L-phenylalanine biosynthetic process
Cellular component (GO): SNARE complex
Molecular function (GO): SNAP receptor activity; prephenate dehydratase activity; SNARE binding
Source: RefSeq, a predicted model, not a curated record